This is a messenger RNA of Halichondria panicea, 3909 nucleotides long. RefSeq lists its product as uncharacterized. The record is from RefSeq and is a predicted model, not a curated record. The coding region runs from base 103 to 3765 and encodes 1220 amino acids. NCBI's taxonomy places the organism in Eukaryota, Metazoa, Porifera, Demospongiae, Suberitida, Halichondriidae. The transcript is spliced from 2 exons.
CAUCAGCUACACGGGAUUACUUUCAGUUACAAGUACAAAGGAUGCAUAGAGACAUGCAAUCGUCUGCUAGCCAAGGAAACUGAAUUAAAAAGGCCUACACAGAUGUUUCUCUUCCUUCUGCUCUCUCUGGCUCUGACCUCCCCCGCUAACUGCUGGACCAAUGGGACGACAGUCGAGUAUUGGGUGAGACCAGACACAAUGUUAGAGUGCCCCCACUCCAUACCACAACACCAGUGUGUCACUAUAACAGAUCUGGUGACUAACUCCACAGACACAAGCAUCAAUGGUGGAAUGAGUAUCAAUGUAUUUUUCAUAGCUGGGACUCAUGUUCCAAAAACGAGCGGUUGGAUUGUUGUUGGAAAUCCUUAUUUAGAUCAGAAUGUAUCAGCAAAUUUUAUAGCAAUUUCAGAUGGACAAAACCAACAAAAUGCUAUAAUUGAUUGUGAGUCAGGUCACCCAAUUAGCUUUGUGUUUCUUCAACUUCUAUCUUUAACUAUAAAGAAAAACAUCGAACUACAAAAUUGUGGUUAUAAAAUAUCAUUCAAAAAAAUAUUUAAUGGUCCACUAUCUCUAAAUAAAACCACGUCAUCAGUAGUAAUCAUGAACGUACCUGAGCUGGUAAUUACUAACAUCAAUAUCACUAGCAGCAGAGGAGCUGGUAUGAUCAUUAUUCUAACAAACUGCCACAAUAGUAACAUGGUAACGCUAAAUGAUAUUGUUAUACACGGUAGCAAUCAAACUGGAAAUACUAUUAUCGGAGGCAACUUGUACCUAUGGAUGUUUAGUAUGUCACAAGAAAAUAUACUUAGGAAACCCACGACUAUCUCAAUAACAAAGUCUACAUUUUCGAAUGGAAUUGGUCGGUGCUUGACGGGAUUUACAGUAUUCGGGUGCUCCUCUGGUGGACUAACACUUUCUUUGCCAAAUAAAAACAUACCUGAUGUAAGACUUAGUAUAUUGAUAAACAGUUGCAAAUUUAUGGACAAUAAAGCUCAUAGUGGCGGUGGUAUCAGAUUAUUCAUGGAGCACUCAUAUUUUCAGCCAGUUAGUUCGACAGAUAACAUUCACAUUCAUAUCACCAAGUCAAUUCUUUUAAGGAAUACAGCCGAGGCAAUUGGUGGUGGCAUUGAAACAGAUACUGAAGGAAUAGAUUUGACCAUAUCUGAAACAGUGUUCAGAUUUAACUCAGCUGAAGUCGGUGGUGCAGCAUACAGUUUAUCUAGAGACUUCUCUUCCGUAUAUUUUGACAGAUGCACAUUCAUAGGCAAUGAAGCAAGAUAUGGAGCAGCUAUCAAUACAAAACAAGACCGCAUAAAGAUCAGUAAUUGCACAUUCAUACACAACACAUGCACAGCUACAACAGAUGAAGAGAGAAAGGAAACUGGUACAAUUCAUGUCAUAAACAGGAUAACUCUUUGCAUGGAAUUUGUCGGGAUAACUCUUUUCAUGGAAGAUGUUGAAAUUACCAGCAAUGAUUGUAGAGGUAUUUACCUUUAUGACAUGGACCUAAAACUGUCUGGAACAAACGUAAUUAACAGUAACCAUGCUCGGCAGUCAGAUGGCGGGGCUAUACUGUUUGAUUGCUCAACUUCUAGUGCAAGUUUCGUUGUAUUUGAUACACAGUCAACUACUCUUAGUAUAAUCAACAACACAGCAGACGGUUAUGGUGGUGGUAUUGCAAUUCGUCAUGAUUGUGGCCAUGGACUUCAACGUUGUUUUUUUAAACUACCAACACAAAAAAUUAGUAUGAAACAAAACACAGCAACGAAAGGAGGUGAUGCAAUUUAUGGAGGAGAGCUAAAACACUGCGAUUUAUGGGAUAUCCUUGAUACGGAGAGAAAUACAUCAUCAGCUAUUUCCUCUCCACCAAAUGAAAUAUGUAUUUGUUCUGAUAACUUCCCACAGAAACACACUUGCUCACACUUCAUGCAACUAGACACUUAUCCAGGACAGAGGUUCCAAGUUCCACUAGUGUGUGUGGGACAGUACAACUAUUCCUCCCGUUGCAAAGUACAAGCACAUUUAGAGACAAGUAUCGCAGAUAUUGCUGAUGAAACAAUCCUUCAAAACAUUGCCAAAGAAUGCAAACAUCUGUACUACUCAAUAGAAACUCGACAAACAAACUAUACUGAAACACUGAGUCUGACAAUAGUCAAAGAACAAGACUCUAAUUACGAAUGGAGCGAUCAAAUAAUACCAACAGUAAUUGAGAUUAGAAUUAAAGCAUGUCCACCUGGUUUUACAACGAAAACAAAUGCUAGAAAAUGUAUCUGCACAGAUUAUCUAGUGUCUAAAGGAAUUACAUGCAACAUUGAAGAUGAGCGACUGUACAAGACAUCCUCCAUGUGGGUCGGCAACUAUUCAGGGGACGUUGUUGUGCAUCAAGUCUGUCCAUUCGAUUACUGUAAGAGCAACUUCACCAAAGUCGAUCCUUUCAACCAGCAAGAGCAGUGUGACUUUAAUCGCAGUGAUGUAUUGUGUGGAGCUUGUCGACCUGGGCUCAGUCUAGCCCUGGGGACAUCGCAGUGUAAAGAGUGCUCUAAUAUCAACCUUCUCUUAUUGAUACCAUUUGCACUGGCAGGAGUCGUCUUGGUUGUUCUUUUACUCAAAUGUAACCUCAUUGUUUCCACGGGAACUAUCAACGGCCUUAUUUUCUACGCCAACAUUGUACGAGCCACACAAACCGCUUUCUUUCCAAUCAGCACCGAUAACAAAUUCGUGAGCAUUCUCUCUGUCUUUGUUGCCUGGUUGAACCUUGACCUGGGCAUAAACACAUGUUUUGUGAAUGGACUCAACACAUACUAUCGUACAUGGCUACAAUUUAUCUUUCCUUUGUACAUUUGGACAAUAGUAGGCCUGCUAAUUUUAAUCAGCCGCUACUCUAUCAACGUCUCUAAAUGGACGGGUUCAAACACAGUAUCAGUUCUAGCUACACUCUUCCUACUAUCGUAUGCUAAACUAUUGAGGACUACUUUCGAUACCUUUUCAUCGACCAUUCUCACAGACGUCAACAGUACACCCACCAUCCUCUGGCUGCUCGAUGGCCGCUACACAUUCCUCAAGUGGCCUCACAGCUUGCUCUUUGCAGCUGGCCUGUUCAUUUUAUUAGCACACAUACUGCCGUUCACUAUCCUGAUAUUAACCGCACCUUUUCUGCAGCGAUACACACACUAUAAGUUAUUACGAUGGGUCAACAAGUUAAAGCCUCUACUGGAUGCUUAUCAAGGUCCUUACAGAGUCAAGUCUCGCUAUUGGACUGGACUACUACUGCUAGCUAGGCUCGUUAUACUAACAGCUGUGUCUUUAAACGUAUCUGGAAAGCAAUCCGCCAAUUUGCUAGUGAUAAGCAUAGUACUGUCUAUUUUAUUAGUGACACUGGUUGUAUUUGGCAUAGCAAAGCUCUAUAGAAGCAAACUAUCAAACUUCCUGGAGCUAUUCUUUCUGGCAAAUCUUCUGCUACUAACUGUCACAUCACUGUUUCUACAGUCAAACCAGACUGAUAAAAUCAGCGGACAAAGUAUAACAAUCUGCUGUAUGGUGGGUAGUGCAUUCGCUAUGUGUGGCCUCAUCUUAGUCUAUCACUGCUACGUUGUAUGUCAGAGAAUAGAAGCUAUCAAGCGGCUAACAUCGAGAGUUGUUUCAUCUCUAAAAAGGCCUCGGAAUCGAGCACAAACAAAUGAUGAUAUCAUUAGUGGCCCCCCACAUAGCACACCCCCCACAGUCACAGAGGUUGGUUUGAGAGAACUGUUACUAGAGGAUAACUAAUCAUUGGACUCAAUCAUAAUGCAUGGAACAUACGUACUAUACAUGUUAGAAGUCGUAAACUAGAACACACAUAUACCGGUAUAUAGAUCUAGCGUUUAUAAACACACACGUACUACAUGUAAAAGUUUAUUUGUAUGACACCAA